UGUUAGAAAAAGACAGCAGAUAAGAAUGGUGUUGCUAUCUUUUUUUAUCACACAUAGUUAUAUGAAUUGAUUACCAAUACAUUUUAAAUUCGUUGUUCGUUUAACGUUUUGACUUUUGUUCUGCCUUCUGCGUUCUCAAAGUUUUAAAAAUAAUUAAAAUAGUGUGUACCUACUGUGCAGUUAAGACUUAAAAUGGUGAAUUUUUGUAGUGCCUUUAAUUGUGCUAGCUCUAGUGAUGUUAGAAAAGACUUGUCAUUUCACAAGUUCCCUCUUAAAGAUAAAGAGAGGCUUCAAAAAUGGGUGCAUGCUGUUCGAAGGAAAGAUUUUAAACCUAGUUCCAAUACAACUUUAUGUAGUUUACAUUUCAAUGAAACUGACUUCUAUUCAGCAGUUGUAAGUGGGAAAAAAAUGUUAAUAAAAUCUGCUGUACCAACUGUAUUUGAUUUCCCAAAUCAUUUAACUCCAAAAAUUAAAGAAAGGAGAAUUCUGCAACGAGAAGACACAACCACAACAAUAGCCGUUCAAAAUAAUGAAAAUAUGUUAUCUACUUGUAAAACAGAGACAAAGUUUGUAGACAUUGGCGUUUAA
Messenger RNA from Melanaphis sacchari, 588 nucleotides. RefSeq names its product THAP domain-containing protein 2-like. The record is from RefSeq and is a predicted model, not a curated record. The transcript is spliced from 3 exons. Bases 193 to 588 code for a protein of 131 amino acids. Lineage: Eukaryota; Metazoa; Arthropoda; Insecta; Hemiptera; Aphididae. Gene Ontology annotation, molecular function: sequence-specific DNA binding.